AUGGCCGCUCUCGCUGUUUCCUUCGUCCCCGCCAAAGAUCUGAAUCUCAAGUCAACCUCUGGUAGAGUCUCGCCUACUAUUCCAAAUUUUAUGAUACUCCCAUCUUCCGUGCUGGAUUCCCACGCCUUUCCAUUGUUGAACUCAUUUUCCCUUCUCCAGAUUUAGUGCUUCCAUUGAACGCGUUUUCUAAUGUGUUUUAUUCCAUACACAGGGUGUCUCUACCUUGGUUAUUGAUCUCUAUUGCCUGUCCGUCUGUACGGAAUGAUUGUCGAGUUGAACAUUUCACCGAGAAAUAAUUUAUUGUCUUCUCGAUUUUCGUCUGUUUCUGUGUUAUUGUCAUUUUUAUGCCUUCAACUCCAAUUCAGAGAGCUUGUGUUCAUCUUCGACAUCUGUCCAGUCGUUGUUGACGAUAUGGUUCCCCCAUAGGAAUCGAUGUAACUAUGUAUAAUCUCAAUACAUGCGAUCAUUCCUUCCUCUUUAAAAACCAGGGAUGUCCAGAAAGUUCAAAGAACGGAUUGCUCGGUGGGUGGCGAAUUAUCAGUAGAGCAUAUUAUUUAUGUAUUUUGGUGUUAAUUUAAUAACGAUCAACUCGGAUAUCUUUCUUCCAGAAUUCCGCUUUAAAAAAACCCUAACAGUGAGGCUCCACAGGAAUCGAGGAGAAAACUCCCUCUCCCAAGUCUUCAUUACCGAAAAGAGAAUGUCAAGAUGAGGCGUAGCACGGUUUUGUGAUGAAGUAGCGUUUAUUGAUAUUUCAUAUUCAUUCUGUUGGAUUUGGGGAAGAGAUAUAGGAGGAAGGAAAGAGGAUGAGACCUACAAUCAGAGGGAGAGACAGCAAGAUUAUAAAUGGGCUCUGUGGUCGGGUUAUCAAGAAGCAUUUAAUAGACUCUGGUGCGUGGCUUCUUUUGGCCAUUCGGCUGCUAUUGGGGGCGCUUCGCACAGUAUACACUGGCUGGGGACUGACGAACAAUAAUGAAGGAGAGGGUGGUAGGAGAAGAAUAAAUGAAAAAAAGGUAAAAUCUCGCAUCGACUGACUGCUGCGGUCCCCUGCCAGCUUCUGUGGCUGCAUGCUGCCCAUUGUACUGUCACCCUCCUCCAUCGACUAGCCAUGUAACAUCUUCGAUCAUCAAGGUUUGAUAGGGUCUUAAUUAAGUUAGGAUCUCUGUGGACCAAUUAAACUCAAGCUCAGUUUCCAUCACGCCCUAUUUGUAAAAGAUUUAUAUCCAGGGGUUCCAUCUGAUUUACUGGAACAUGGGUAAAAAUUGUACAAAAGGGAGAAAGAACAGCUGAAUCUUGUGGCAAGAAAUAUCAAGAUGCUUAUAGUCUAGAGAAAACUUUAUCUUGCAAAAACAUUCUGACACGGCAGCAUAUGUGGGAAUGGCUUUAUCUCGGUAGGACUAUGUCACGCUGAUUUUACAAUCAAAAACAUCAUCAAAUAUAAACAUCAGAAAUAAGCAAAAAAGUUACACGUGAGAACUCCAAUAAUUUUCUGACAGAUGAAAAAAACCUCUUUGUUUUAUUUUAAUUUCACCUAGCCAAGGGACGUUUUGGUUUUCCCGAUAUUCUUCUUGGAUUUCCCCUGAAAGUUCGUCUUGAUGUUAAAUUUCUUGUCGCACUUUUUUCUGCACUAGUUGGAAAGAUCGCUUUGUUUCAUGUAUCUAUGUAGGGGUAUAUCAUAUUUAGAGCAUUGAUCGCUUUGCAAUUUUAUCAUAUUUGACAUCUAGUCUUAAAUUUCGAAAGUUUCUUGGUUUGAUUUUUCUCAAUUUAUGCAUAAAAUAUGCAUUUUUUUUAAUUUGUAAGUAUUUGAACAUUAUCACAAAGCUCAAAACUGUAUAUUAAAGAGGGGUCUAAAAUACCUGGUUAUUCCUUGAUGCAAUCAAAGCAAGACCUUGUAAAUUUCACCUCUGAGAAUCUUUCACUUAGCCCAGCACUUCGGAGACGAGUGAAAUUCGCGACUCAUACAGGUCGUCUUGCAGUUCGAGCUAGAUACAGGUACUCUUUUAGCAGUGCUCCUUUCUCAUCCAGAAAAGCCGCCAAACUUGGUGCGUUCUUAUUAAUAAUUGUUGGUUUCUGCCGUCUUUUUUAACGCUUAUCCCAUCAAAUAGGACAUAGAUAGGCUCUGGAUUUGUGAAAUCUUAAAUAUGAGGAGAUUUGUGCACUCUUAUUUUUUUCCUUGUCUAUGCCUAGCUAUAUCCAUGUAAUUUGACAAAAACUUCCUAACUGCCAGUAUGUUAAUUUGCAACUAACAUACCUUAAAAUUUCAAGAGCACCUCACGGUGAUAAAUAAGAUAUAAAGAGAAUUAAAUGCCUAAAUACGUCAUUCAUUUUGUUGAACGGAUAGGGAAUGUCAUACACAGAUUCAUGUAACUGUUAAAUUUGAGACUAGUUUUCAACGAUCAAAACUUUAGAGAAACAAGGUUAAGAAGUGAGUGAAUAAUAACUGGGGAAAAUGAAGAGAAAUCCAAAAAAAAAAAAAGGACUUCUGAUCGGAUUAAUUGCCAUUUCGGAGUCUCAUAUGCAUCUCCUGCAAGAUUAUGUUGGGUUUGUGAGGACCAGCUGGGCUUAGUUACUUCUGAUUCUAACAAUAGAUCACCAGAAAUAAUUUGUGAAGAAUGCAGAGUAUAGUCUGAUCAAGCAAGUGCGGAUGGAUCAAUGCUCUUUCAAUGGUUUCUUUGCCGUCUCACCAGCAAGAACGUACCUGUUCAGGAAGCUAUAGCCUUGAAGUGAACAUCUGGUAUAACCUGAUGAGGGAAAGCUUUUCAAUAAGGAAAAGGCAGGUUGUGAAGUGCAAUGCUUACUUAAAUUGGCGACUGCCUGAAUGUCUCUUGUAAUGUUAACUGAUCAAAAUGUUUCACAAUAAUUUAGUUAAUAUGAUGCGAAUUUACGGAAAGGAAUGGAGAACCGUUACUAUGAUAUGCAAAUAUUCAAUGAAUGGUAUUGCCGCUCGCCCACCCUUUACUCACACUAUAGCUUACAACAGGGAGCUUAAAAGUCUGAUGGUAUUCUGUUAAUCGUCCUUUACAGUCUUCCUAUUUUCUACUUUCAUGUAUGAAAUGACAGUGUCCUUUUUCACUUUAAAUUAUCUUCAAAUUAUUAGCAAAUUGACCAGCAUACAUGAUGCAUGUAUUAAACAAUAUAAGGUAUAUUUUGUUCGGCAUAAAAAUUUAAGCUAGUUCGUUUCAGAAAGAUUCACUACUUUCGAGUAUUACUAGCAGUAAUUUUAUUUUCAAAUCAAGUGCACGCCUACCCCUGUUAUUGAAAUAUUUGCCUUUGUUGGUCACUUCAGUGGGGACAGUGGAAGACCAAGCAAUGCGAAUGUCUUCAUGGGGGGCUUCAUCUUGGGAGGGCUUAUCGUGGGCGCUCUGGGCUGUGUAUAUGCUCCUCAGGUAUUGGACUUUCUGCCUUGACCUCCUUUUUCCUGCAUCUCUGUGCUUGGCUGCGAUCAAGCAGCCAAAUUAGGGCUUCUCAAGCAGUAGAAAUAACUGUAUGAAUUCCCCGUGGCAAUGGACUGGAAAAUCUAGUGAAAAAUGUUAAGUUCAAGAGUACUGUGUGGGCUUUGCGGCGGAAUCCAUUGAAUGCUAGUUAACAUGCAUCUGGCAUCUGCCAUAUGGGCUUCAAGCGAUUAAGAAACAUUUGUCAGAGGUCGAUUGAUAGGAGGUACAUCUGUGCUUCGACCCUGAAGAUGCUCUGCGAUCAUGAUUUCGACCAGUAAUCGGAGAUUUCAACAUCUCCAUUGACAAAAUGGGAGCUAAACUUUAGCUUAGGACUUUGAAAAUUCUGCAUUUGACUGCAAUGUAUAGGUUUUCUAUGUAUGGUCUCCGGCAAUUUCCGACCUCGAAAUUUCUGCAGAUCAUCAAAGCAUUGGAGGGCACCGACAGGAAAGAUCUGAUGAGGAAGCUGCCAAAAUUCAUUUAUGAUGAAGAGAAGGCCCUGGAGGUGAGGUUCCUUGUUCCUCCCUCAUUAAUGGUGUUCUUGUCUGAUUCCUUUUGAAUAUGGGCAACAUUUGUCGGUAGUUUGACUCGAUUUGGGGUGGAACCUUCAUAUUGAAAGCUUUCUGGGCCCAACAAUCUGUCACUUAGACAUUAGCUCCUGCGAUGAGGCGUCUACGGGCCACAGGUUGUGUCCAGCCCACAAGAGAUAGAUGGAUAGAGAGAGAGAGAGAGAGAGAGAGAGAGAGAGGCCUAGUAGUCCCAACUCGUCUUCUGGAUAGGCGCGCUUGACCCUGUGUGGUUCUUCCUCUUCUGGACAGACUCGCCUUCUUUCGAGCCCAGAUUUUAAUGUGAUACUGUCUGAUGGUGAUCUUGUUUGAUGAACUUUGGCUGCCGGUUCAGUUACUCUUGCCCCCUCGCAAAACCUGGAGUUUUCGCUCUCUCAACAGGCAGUUUGUGGUUGACUUUCCGGAGACUUUUCUAUCUAAGGCAGUCUCUGUGUGGUUGACUUUCUAACCCGGGUUGUGGGCCCGUUCGCUCUCUCGCAGAAGACCCGCAAGAUCCUCACGGAGAAGAUCGCACAGCUGAACUCCGCCAUUGACGAUGUCUCCUCUCAGCUGCGAGCGGAGUACGACGCGAAUGACGCCGCCACGGCGUCGGAGGAAGUCGAAGCCGCCAUGUAA
Molecule: messenger RNA, 4609 nt
Organism: Spirodela intermedia
Lineage: Eukaryota; Viridiplantae; Streptophyta; Magnoliopsida; Alismatales; Araceae
Source: the annotation of a GenBank genome assembly